AUGAAAUCGUUCGACGUUUACUUUCAGCGGGUACAAAUCUCCACUUGGAAGGAGCAUUACAUCAACUACGCGUCCAUGAAGGAAAGCUUGAAGAACAUCCGAAAACGGCGAAGAGGACUUCUCAGUGGAGAAUUGCAAUGGGCAUCUGUGCUCUCAACCAUGGAACCCUCCACCAAGAGCGCAAACAGUACGGGUAAGGAAGCCAAUCCCGUUGUCGAAGGAGGCUUUGGAUACGCGCUACAAGACAGUGAUGAAAUGGGCUUUGGUGGCUGCGAUGCUGGUUUUGGCAGCGGUGUUCUUGAAGCGCUGGAAAGUCGUCUUUCGACAUUGGAACACCACGAAUUCGAGCAACUACUCCAGACGGAACUUAAAAAAUGCAGCGCUUGGUUUGGAUCAUCCUUUGCCGACCUUCAGUCAGCCUCUUUCGAACACCAAGAGGAAGAAGAAAUUGAUAUUCUGGAACUGUAUGGAUUCGCUGUUGUUAACAUCUGUGCAUUUCGGCAGCUCAUUCGCAAAUACAACGCCCAAAGUCGGAUGUUUGAAGGAUCGCGGUUCAUUUCUAAGGAUUACUUUGAUGACAAUCUCAUUGGCUCGCUAGAACCUCUGCAAGAUCGUUUGAUGUCCAUCCCUUCCUACUGGAAAGAAUCAAACAAGAAUUCAAACUAUAAGGCUUGUGCCGAUGAGCUGGAAAGUAUACUGGACCAGACCUCCUGGAAGCAACAGACAAGAAAAUCACCCAACAGGAGAGAACGCGUCCUGCAAACUGUACGCUAUUGUUUCACAAUGGGAAGGACACACAUGGGUGUUACGAUGGAACCUAGAUUUCUGUAUUCACAGGUCCGUGGGCUAAAGAAAGAGAUGAAAUCCUUGGUCGUUUGGAGGGAAAAGAUGCUGAAUACUUCCACCGAGGACAAUGAUGAUAGUAUCACAGGGGGUAUGGACCCCGAAAAUGUGUGGCCUUUGAUAUUGAACCUGGUUUCUUGUUUCUUGUUUAUGAUGAACAACUACAUAAUCGAGCCAUCCUCAGCUUACUACGCCAACGCCCUGGGAAGCUCUGAUGCUCUCAGUGGUAUCAUGAUGGGAAUGGCACCGUGGUUUGCGCUAAUGAGCGCAGUUGGCUAUAGUGUUUGGACAAACAAAUCAUACUAUCAUCCCAUCGUGUUCUCCGGAAUUCUGCAGGUUAUCGGUAACACCUUGUAUGGGGCUGCCUUGGGGUAUCGCAGCAUGACUAUGUGUCUUAUUGGAAGAGGGAUAGCAGGUCUAGGCGCCCCGCGGAUUAUCAACCGCCGAUACAUAGCAGAUUCCACACCAUUUGCGUACAGAACAUUGAUCAACACCGCUUUUGCAAUGACAACAGCGAUUGGUGCCGCCAGUGGACCAGGGGCUGCAAUCUUGCUAGACAUGGUGCCAGAGUUCCAGUUUACUCUUCCGAUUUUGGGUGUCCAAAGCUUCAAUGGAAUGACGGGGCCGGGCUUUGUAAUGGCCCUCUUGUGGUCCCUCUAUUUGAUUGUCAUAGUAGUAUCAUUCAAGGAACCGAACCGAUCUGGUCUUGCCGAGUUGAAACAGCGGGAAGCCAAAGCCGCCGGAGCCGACCACGACGAACCUCUUACACCCAAAGGCUUUACUACUGUCCCUAGUGCCGACGAUUUCGACGAUGAUAUAUCAAUUGGGUCCCUUUCUGUGGCAUCUCACGUGGAGGAAAGCAAAGUGUCCAAACACACACCCCUCUACUGUAUCAAGAAUAUGAACUGUGCCACGAUUUUGUGCAUGUCACUUAUUUUUAUGAAACGAAUCGCACUGGAGAGCAUCGUUGGAUCAACGUCUGUCAUUACAAAGAAUAGAUAUGCGUGGUCGAUCCGAAAUGUUGGAGCCCUUCAUCUGGCGAAUGGUAUUAUUGUGAUUCCUGUUUCGGUCUUUGCAGGCUGGCUGUCGCAAUUCUACGAAGACCGAUACCUCGCCCUGUGGUUCAUGGGGAUCACUGCACUGGGUCUUCUGAUCACGACCGAUCUUUCGGACUUUGUCGACACCGAGACGUACGAGACGUACAAUUAUGAUUCCAACUUUUCGGUCGGUCCAGUUCAGUACGUGGGGGGGUCACUGAUUGCCUUUUCUGGGGUCGAGGCCUGCGAGUCGUUUAUUGCAUCACUGAUGAGCAAAUGCGUCCCAAGCGCAUUGGCAGUGGGAACUUUUAACAGUGGGGUUCUAGCGACGCUUGUAGGUACUGGAGGCAGAGCUGUGGGAGACCUCUUCAUUACCUUCAUGGGAAUCAUCAGCAUCCGAAACUUGCUGAAUCUUCUCAUUGUUCCGGGGCUCGGCUUGGUGCUGCUCAGUAUGUUCCUACUCUGGAGGAACUACUCAAUUGUUGCCGUAUAG
This is a messenger RNA of Cylindrotheca closterium, 2373 nucleotides long. The record is from the annotation of a GenBank genome assembly. Lineage: Eukaryota; Bacillariophyta; Bacillariophyceae; Bacillariales; Bacillariaceae.